Molecule: messenger RNA, 628 nt
Organism: Sorex fumeus (smoky shrew)
Lineage: Eukaryota; Metazoa; Chordata; Mammalia; Eulipotyphla; Soricidae
Gene: MTFP1
Product: mitochondrial fission process 1
Exons: 4
Coding region: 68-568 (166 amino acids)
Biological process (GO): mitochondrial fission
Cellular component (GO): mitochondrion
Source: RefSeq, a predicted model, not a curated record
GGGCCGCGGCGCUCGGGAGCUCGCGUGGACGCCGCGGGCUGCGGGGUCGGCGGGACGGCGGCCCAGCAUGGCCGAGCCGGCCCCGCGCGCGGCCGAGCGCGACCUUUUCCGCGACACGUGGGUGCGAUACCUGGGCUACGCCAAUGAAGUGGGGGAGGCGUUCCGCUCCCUGGUGCCAGCAGCCGUGGUGUGGCUGAGUUACGGGGUGUCCAGCUCCUAUGUGCUGGCUGACGCCAUUGACAAGGGCAAGAAGGCAGGAGAGGUGCCAAGCCCUGAGGCAGGCCGGAGCACCCGGGUGACUGUGGCCGUGGUGGACACGCUCGUGUGGCAGGCUCUGGCCUCGGUGGCCCUCCCCGGCUUCACUAUCAACCGUGUAUGUGCUGCCUCUCUCUACCUCCUGGGCACUGCCACCCGCUGGCCCCUGGCGGUCCGUAAGUGGACCACAACCACGCUAGGGCUGUUAACCAUCCCCAUCAUCAUCCACCCCAUCGACAGGUCCGUGGACUUCCUCCUGGACUCCAGCCUGCGCAAGCUCUACCCCUCGGUGGAGAAGCCCAGCAGUUCCUGACCCCCUGGUGCCCGAUCUGUCGGUCGGCUCCCCCCACCCCUGUGUCAUCUUCCUCCUCCG